AACCUAUAUUAAAGAAGGUGUGGCUAGGAUUAGAAAUAGAACAGCCCCCAGAAAGCAUAUGCUCUUCAUCCUGGAACUGCAACAUCAGGGACCAGAAGCAUCCAAGUGUGUGUAACUCUCCAUCUUCAAGUUUCUCACACAGUUUUGUGGUUUCAAGCCCUGCACCUUCCAGAAAACCCCUCUUCAGUCUGUUUUUACACAGUGCCCCUGGAUAAGAUGAAAGAUCUAAGCCUAGAGGGCUCCAUGACACGCUGUGAAACAGAUGAAGUGGGUGGAGUUCUCCUUCCAAAAAGAGUGUGUGACAGGUGGGAUCAAAUUUGGAACUUCAGAGCCAAACCUGAUGAUCUGCUCAUCGCAACCUAUGCAAAAGCAGGUACAACAUGGAUACAGGAGAUUGUGGAUAUGAUCCAACAUGAUGGAGACAUUGAGAAAUGCAAACGUGCCACCACUUACCUGCGACACCCUUUCAUUGAGUGGGUUCUGCCUGGACCUUUCAGCUCUGAUACAAAUGGCCUGGAACUAGCUGAAGCGAUGCCCUCCCCACGAACACUGAAAACUCAUCUCCCUGUACAACUGGUGCCUCCAUCCUUUUGGGAGCAAGAGUGUAAGAUAAUCUAUGUGGCAAGAAAUGCCAAAGACAACCUGGUGUCCUACUACCAUUUUCACAGAAUGAAUAAAAAUAUGCCUGAGCCAGGAACCUGGGAGGAGUUUUUGGAGAAAUUCAUGGCUGGACAAGUGCUUUGGGGUUGCUGGUAUGAUCAUGUAAAAGGAUGGUGGGAUGCAAAAGAAAACCACUGUAUUCUCUACCUCUUCUAUGAAGACCUAAAGGAGGAUCCAAAGCGUGAAAUCCAAAAGGUGUUACAGUUCCUGGAGAAGGACUUGGAGAAUGAAGUUCUUGAUAAAAUCAUCCACCACACAACAUUUGAGAUAAUGAAGGACAACCCCAUGGCAAACUACACUUUUCAACCUCCUGCAGUAAUGGACCACUCGAUCUCACCAUUCAUGAGAAAAGGGACUGUUGGAGAUUGGAAGAACCAUUUCACAAUGGCACAGAAUGAGAAAUUUGAUGACGAUUAUAGGAAGAAGAUGUCUAGAACCUCUCUGACCUUCCGCAUGGAGCUCUGAGAAGGGGUCAUAGGGAUUAUUCUCUAUAAUCUACUAGCACUUUCCCUAUAAAAACCUCACAAAAUAACUGUGCAUCUAAAAUUACAAUGCCCCAGUUUUCCACACCACUGAUUUUACAGGGCUGAGCAUCCCCUUUCUCUGUGUAAACCUAAUUUUGAGACAAACUUCUUACUUAAACUAGAGUCAAGCAGUAAUGUACUGUAGAGACUUUGCAGGAAUCCCUCAAAAUCCCACCCCCAAAUUGAAGAGGUGGCUGGGGUGAUUUCCCUGAUGAAAUUUAUCCCUUCAUCUCUAACUUUUAUUCCUGGUGUUCAUAAAAUUCUUCUGAAGAGCAGGCCUGUAGGGUCUUGUUCAUUUACUUUUUUUUUUACUUUUUGUAAAACUUUAGAUGGUAAUAUCCAGUAUUUUUAAAACCAUUCCCAGCAGCAAGUAAAAACCCUGAGCUAGAAGGCACUAUUGAAGUGCAACAUGCUGUUAUUGUUUGUAUGUUUUCAAUAUGCUGGGAAAACUGUAAUCCAUCCACACACUCCAUUAGUGCGGUAAGUAAGUACUAUUAGCUACACUUUGCAGAUGAUGAAAUGGUGUCAUGCAAGAAUUUGAAGUUACUUAUUCCCCUUCUCCCUCCAUACAUACUGCAUGCUAUAUAAGAUCUAGCCCUAAAUGACUUGCAUGGGUGGCAGUUUGGUCUAACAAAUUAGUCUAUGGGACUAUGAAUCGGAAAGCUAUACUCGUUCCACCUCUAGGACUGACCUGCCCUCCAGGCCUCAAACAAACCAGUUUGCCACUAAAGCUAGGCACCUAAAUCCAUACUUUGAAGACUUCAAAGAAUGGAUUUAGGUGCCUAGCUGAAGUCAGUCAGAUACUGGGAUGCCUCAGCACCUUUGAAAAUCAGACUGCUUAGCUAGGUGCCAACUAUAGAGUUAGACCUGGAUCUUCAAAGGUAUUUAGGCUCAUAACUUCCACUAAUUUUUUAACAGAAGCUAAAGGCCUGAUACCUUUUGAGAUGGGGGCCUGAUGUGCUGAACUUUAGACAUCCAUGUUUGAAAAUGUUGUCAUUAAACAUAACCUUUCUGAGCCUCAAUUUCUUAUUAUUUCUUAUGUACAAAAUGGGGAUAUUGAAAUGUACCCCUCAAAGUGGUUGUGAAGCAUGAUUUGUGUUGUAAAAGCACUUUGAGAGCCUUAAAUGAAAGGUAUUAUGUAACUGCAAAGUAAUAUGAAGACCAUAUGGUAGGGAACAGAUGGGAGUAGAACGCGAGAGCAAUUUUAUUCCCAAUUCUCGCCUCACUUCACAAGACUACACUGCCUCUGGUACUUCUAUGGGGUAGGGGGUGCAAAGCAUACAUUUGUGGGUGCAAAAUGAAUUGUGUGAGUGAACAAGAGAGCACAUGGACACAAGGUGUACAGGUUUCACAAAGUCACUCACAUCCUUUUCAAAGACUUGUCAUUUGUGAGGAACCUCCUAAAUUCUACCAGGGCAUGAGAACACUCUGAUGUUUCUAUUUCAGAGGCAAAUAAUGCCAAAACUAGCACUUCAGCUUCUGCCUUAUAGAGUCCUGUGGAGCAGAUCUGAUAAAGAACGUUAGAAUUAUAUAAAUAUGAAGUUUCUAGGCCAAGCCAUUUUUGAGAGAUGACAAAAAGAAUCUUCAGAACUUAAUGUAUGUCCACUUUGCAGCUGGGAGCGAGGCCUGCAGCCUACCUAGACAGACUCGCUCUAGUACACUAGAAGUAGCUGUGUGGACAUUGCAGCACCAGAAAAGGCUCAAACUAGUCACAAAGCUUGAGCUCUGCGUGCUAGCCCAAGACUCUACUGGUGCUACACCAUCCACACAGCUAUUUUUAGCAUGCUGGUGCAAGUCUAUCUACCUGGGCUGGGAGGCUUGUUCCCAGCUGCAGUGUCGACAUAGAUGUAGGUACUUCUAUGACCCCCAUUACCAUAGUAUGUGAGCACCUCCCAGUCUUCAAUGUAUUUUCACAACAGCAGGGUGAGAUAGGGCAGUACGAUCCCCUCCGUUUUAUGGGUGGAGGUCUGAGGCACGGAGACUUGUUUAAGUUACACAGUCUGUCCAUGGCAGAGUAGGGAAUUAAACUCCAGUCUCCCAAGUCCCAGACUAGUGCCCAUAUCACUGAACCAUCCUUUGUCUCUGUAAACUCUAUGUAAACUUAAUUUGCACCAAUUUUUUUCAGAGCAUCACAUCUCAGAAAUAACAGGAGUACUUGUGGCAAAUGUGUUAGUCUCUAAGGUGCCACAAGUACUCCUGUUCUUUUUGCGGAUACAGACUAACACGGCUGCUAUUCUGAAACAUCUCAGAAACAGAAUGCUUGAACCACCUCCAGUUUAGUCAACAGCCUUUUCCUCUGGCUAACCGCACAUUCAACAUUUUAAACAAAAAGACCAUUUCUGAAGAGUUGAGAGAAGCCCAAAGUAAGUUUACAAGUGAAAGCUGAUUACACCCUUAACUAUAGAAAGACUCCAGAACAUGGAGCACAUAUUUAUCAGCUCAUUGCCUCUAGAGAGUAAGAUUAUCAACCUGGUUGUCUAAUUUUAGGUAGUAUGUUGUGUUAGAUUCCCACUGAGUAAAAUAAACUAACACAGAGAGGAAUAAAUGAAGCUGCACAGGCGUUGCUACUGGUAAUAAAGAGCCAAAGGUGAUAACAUGAAGGUAUCAAGCGGAGUGCCACAAGGGUCGGUCCUGGGGCUAGUUUUGUUUAAUAUCUUCAUUAAUGAUCUGGAGGAUGGCGUGGACUGCACCCUCAGCAAGUUUGCAGAUGACACUAAACUGAGAGGAGCUUUAGAUAUGCUGGAGGGUAGGGAUAGGAUACAGAGGGACCUAGACAAAUUAGAGGAUUGGGCCAAAAGAAAUCUGAUGAGGUUAAACAAGGACAAGUGCAGAGUCCUGCACUUAGGACAGAAGAAUCCCAUGCACCACUACAGACUAGGGACCGAAUGGCUAGGCAGCAGUUCUGCAGAAAAGGACCUAGGGGUUACAGUGAAUGAGAAGCUGGAUAUGAGUCAACAGUGUUGCCACUACAACAAAUCAAAUCCACCUUGCCUUGUCUGUGAAGAAGAGAAUCCUGAUUUCCUGGUGUCCACUGUCCCAGAGGGUCUCCCCGCCAGCGACAAAAUCCAGCUGUCAUCUGGACUCCCCAGUGUUCCUCCUCAAAGGCUUCCAAUUAGCUGGAGAGUGGAAGGUCCUGGGCUUUGCACCUGUACGCUGUGUCCAUUGCACUUAAGAGUAGGAAAGGUUUCUGUGCUGGGGUUUUCUUUAUUGUUUUCUGAAUACUAAGGGAGGUUUUGUGGGCCUGAGCUUCAAGCUCCUAAAGCCAGUCACUGUAUCAUAGAAUCAUAGAAUAUCAGGGUUGGAAGGGACCUCAGGAGGUCAUCUAGUCCAACCCCCUGCUCAAAGCAGGACCAAUUCCCAACUAACUAAAUCAUCCCAGCCAGGGCUUUGCCAAGCCUGACCUUAAAAACCUCUAAGGAAGGAGAUUCCACCACCUCCCUAGGUAACCUAUUUCAUUGUUUGUAUUAAUGUUUGCACUUUUCUUCACACACACACCCCUUAUCCCAGUUUCUGUACUGUUACCCUUAAUACACACACGUUUGUUUGCACCAUAUUACAUUAUCUCCUCUUUAUUUUUAUUACAUUAUACAGGGAGGGAGGGAUACUUUAUUUGGGGAGCUAAAUCCACUGGUGACAGACACGGAAGGGAGCCAAGUCUACGCUUCUGAGAAAAGGGGCUUUCCUUUUCUAUCUUCCCCCUCUCAUUUCUCAAGUAUUUCCUUUGGAAGCAUUGCCUUACUCCCCUCGAGGUAACAACUUAAAGCUAGUUGCUGGUAUAGUACUACUACCGAUACAGUAGCCAUUUUUUC
Gopherus flavomarginatus (Mexican gopher tortoise) is the source of this 4993-nucleotide messenger RNA. It is a transcript of the gene SULT1C4, whose product is annotated as sulfotransferase family 1C member 4. The transcript has 8 exons. Gene Ontology annotation, biological process: sulfation. The record is from RefSeq and is a predicted model, not a curated record. Lineage: Eukaryota; Metazoa; Chordata; Testudines; Testudinidae. Bases 217 to 1125 code for a protein of 302 amino acids. Gene Ontology annotation, cellular component: cytoplasm. Gene Ontology annotation, molecular function: sulfotransferase activity.